Molecule: messenger RNA, 1050 nt
Organism: Carcharodon carcharias (great white shark)
Lineage: Eukaryota; Metazoa; Chordata; Chondrichthyes; Lamniformes; Lamnidae
Product: solute carrier family 25 member 48-like
Exons: 8
Coding region: 1-924 (307 amino acids)
Biological process (GO): transport
Cellular component (GO): mitochondrion
Molecular function (GO): transmembrane transporter activity
Source: RefSeq, a predicted model, not a curated record
AUGGAUACGAUCGUUCAGCUGGACGAUUUCAUCGCCGGGUGGAUCGGAGGUGCUGCUAGUGUGAUCGUCGGCCACCCGCUCGACAUGGUGAAGACUCGCUUGCAAGCCGGCCAUGGGUACAAGAACACUGUCCAAUGUGUACUAACAAUUUUAAAAAACGAACACGUGGCUGGGUUCUUCAAAGGUUUAUCCUUCCCCUUAGCCAGCAUCGCCGUGUAUAACUCGGUGGCGCUCGGUGUAUACGGUAAUGCUCAGAGGUUCAUUUGUCAGUAUCGACAUGGUGAUAAUGGACACCAAAGUCCUGCUCUAUCUGACGUGGUGGCUGCGAGCGCGGUGGUGGGUCUCGUCACAGUGGGAAUUGGUGCCCCGGUGGAAUUGGUCAAGAUCAGAAUACUCAGUAAGCCAUAUCUUGUAAAAGAAUUAGUUAACCCUUCCACCAUCUUCUUUGUUGUAAUGUUUCUCAAAGUACUGAAUUAUCAGCCUCUAUACAGGGGGCCUGUGCACUGCAUUAGCAGAAUACUGCGGAACAAAGGCAUUGUUGGACUGUACCGAGGUGUCGGAGCCAUGUACCUCAGAGAUGUUCCAGGAUAUUGUUUGUACUUUGUUCCUUACAUGUUGCUGUGUGACUGGAUGAUACCCGUGGGGAGCACAGCACCCAAUCUGUUUUGUGUGUGGCUGGCCGGUGGUGUGGCAGGAACAAUAUCGUGGGGCACUGCAACUCCCAUGGAUGUUGUCAAAAAUCACCUUCAAGCUGAAGGAGUCAGAGAGACAAGAUACAAAGGGAUCGUACAUUGUAUUCAACGAAAGGAAGGACUGAAUGUAUUUUUUAAAGGAGCAGCCUUGAAUGCUAUUCGUGGAUUCCCUAUGAGUGCAGCCAUGUUUUUGGGAUAUGAACUCGCACUGAAAGCAUUGCGAGGUCAAUAAGCAGAAAAGUAACAUUUGACUUCUGAUGUUUAUCAAACUUGACGAGUUGCACAGUUCUUUACCUGUCCGGCAGUUGAUCAAAUUUAUAAAAAUUGACUCUUCGUUCCUUGACUCCUGAUUUCAAUU